Messenger RNA from Tilletiaria anomala UBC 951, 954 nucleotides. RefSeq lists its product as uncharacterized. Gene Ontology annotation, molecular function: structural constituent of ribosome; rRNA binding. The record is from RefSeq and is a predicted model, not a curated record. The coding region runs from base 186 to 926 and encodes 246 amino acids. The transcript has 3 exons. Gene Ontology annotation, cellular component: ribosome; mitochondrial large ribosomal subunit. Gene Ontology annotation, biological process: mitochondrial translation. NCBI's taxonomy places the organism in Eukaryota, Fungi, Basidiomycota, Exobasidiomycetes, Georgefischeriales, Tilletiariaceae.
CAACUAGUCUUCCUGUAAUCAGAACCGCAGCUGGAUGCUUCAGUUGAAGAGUCAUCAGACCGUCCAGGAAGAUCUCUUGUGAUCGCGUGAUCCAUUCGCUGUUGGUUUUUCUUUCCUCGCAGCUGUGCUCCAGCUGUAGCGCUCCUUCCAGAGCGCAAACUUUCAAACAUCCCCACUCAUUCAACAUGAUGCUUGGGCUUCGGCAGUCUUUCUCUCGGCUUAGCUGCGCCUGUUCGACACUGCGUACCGACUCGGGCCCAUUGUUUCGGUCAACCUGGCGACCGACGGCAGCCCCCUCUCCGAUAAAUUUGGCGUACUCGGCACUUCGCUUGAAUGUGCUCGGAUCGGUGCGUUUUCGAUCGCAACUCGCGCCUCGCAGGACCAAAUACCGCAAGGCCCAUAAGGGCAGGGUCCCGGUUCCGAUCGGAGGCUCUAUCGUCGGGACUACAAUUCAAGAGGGCGCAUUUGGCAUCCGCCUACUAGCUCCUGCAAGGCUCUCAGCGAAGCAGCUUCAGAGUGCAGAGACUGCACUGAAGCGCAAGCUCAAGGUCGUCAAAGGAGCACAGGUGUUCAUGAGGGUGUUCCCAGAUAUUCCUGUCUGUGUCAAAGGUAAUGAGACAAGGAUGGGAAAGGGCAAGGGGUCCUUUGAGUUCUGGGCAUGCAGAGCGUCCGUUGGUAAGGUGAUCUUCGAAGUCGGAGGACCGGUUGAAAUUCGACAGGAAGUAGCUAAGGAAGCACUCCGAUUGGCCGCUGCAAAACUGCCUGUCCCAACUGAAUUCAUCACAAAAGGUGCAGCACCGCGGCUUGGCAACAUCGUCGGGAUGGCCCUUGAUCCUAAAGCCAGCACUCUCUCGUCAAAAGCAAGUUCAACGUCACUUACCUUAGCCACGAAUGUUCCCAGCGUCAGCCCGCCCGCUGUAGCAUAACUGAUAAAGCACUUCGAUCGUGUCGCCA